This is a messenger RNA of Helicoverpa armigera (cotton bollworm), 1989 nucleotides long. Its product is annotated as maltase 1. The transcript is spliced from 7 exons. Bases 16 to 1662 code for a protein of 548 amino acids. NCBI's taxonomy places the organism in Eukaryota, Metazoa, Arthropoda, Insecta, Lepidoptera, Noctuidae. The record is from RefSeq and is a predicted model, not a curated record. Gene Ontology annotation, biological process: carbohydrate metabolic process.
GGAAGUGGUGCGGAGAUGGUGGGAUUAUUAUUGUUCGAGAUGCUGUGGGUGGUACUCGCGUGUGUGGUGAGCAGGGUGGCUGCCGAUGUGGUCUCCCCGUGGUGGAACAAUGCUGUGUAUUAUAGGAUGCUGGUGGAUAGCUUUAGAGAUGGAGACGGCGAUGGCUUGGGGGACCUAAGUGGCGCCAUAAAACAACUAAGUUACAUCCGAGCUCUGGGUGCUGAUGCUGUCAUCCUAUCCCCCAUCUUCGCGAAGAGUAAGGAGUGCACCAAACCUGGGACUAUGGACUUCAUGGAGAUAGACCAGCGAUAUGGAACCAUGGAGAAUUUCAAUGCACUGCUGGAAAAGGCUAAGAAAUUAGAGCUGAAAGUGGUGGUGACGCUGCCACUUCAGACUGUCAGCACGGCUUCUGAGUGGUUCACUUCGAGCGCUGACCGGGUCCCGGGAUACGAACACAGGAUCGUGUGGAAAGAUGGCACUGUUGUUUCACCACCGCCACCUGAACUAGGAAUACAAAAAUGGACGUACCACGCCACUCGCAACACCUUCUUCGGCAACGUGAACAAUGAGGCAGUGAUAAACCUCUGCUGCGAGAGUGUGGCAGCAGCCUUCUCCGCAGCCCAGUGCGCCUGGCUCAAGCGAGGAGUGGCUGGAGUACUCCUCAACCCUGACUUCCCAAGGGACCUGGCUUGUGGAGAACAGCUGCUUAAGAAACUGGUGGCCGAUGCUAUGAGUUGUGCGCGUGCUGGCAAUUUGGAGACCCCACUUAUCCUGGUGGAAUCCUCUUUGAAGCCAGAGCAGGCUGCCAGGUACUACGGUGAAGGCGGAGUAGGAGCCAAUAGCAUCAUCAGCAAAGCUCUGACGUACCCAUCCAGGUCUACUAACGAGAUGGUGGUGGGCUUCAUCGCUUCUGUGGUCACCACACCCAUGGAUACUAUGCCUACUUGGACAACAAGUGCUCCCAACGAAAGUCGUACAGCGUCCCGAUAUGGCAGCGAAAUGGUGGACUCUGUGAACCUCCUUGCUCUGAACCUGCCAGGGUCCGCCAUCAUCUACCAAGGAGAUGAACUGGCAGCUGCAGACACCAUCUUAGCGUGGAACUCGGGAAACACUUGCUGGCCUAACCAGCCUGUACCAUGGGCCGCUCCCUUCCCAUGGGAUGAUUCUCCAACAGCUGGGUUUACCAAGGGAGAGCCAUGGUUACCACUAGCUCCGAACUUUAGAUAUGCAAAUGCUAAGACAGAGUUUUCAAAUGAACUUAGCCAUGUUGGUGUUAUGAGGAUCGCUGCUGCGCUGAGGAAAUCACCAGCUUUUGGACCUCAUGUAGAGAUAAAACGUCAGAACGGGGCCGUGUUGGUGCUGAGGUGGGGUUCCGUCGGAUCCCUGCUCCUCAUUUCGAACUUGGCUAAGGAACCUACUGAAGUAGACCCGUCUUUUAUACCAGGGGUCCCUAAUCAGAUGACUGUGGCCACUACAUCUACUGGGUCUAACUUCGCCAUUGCCACUCAUUUGGCGACAGAUAAAACGAUGAAGCUUGCUCCAGGACAGACAGUCUUACUGGCAGGAGGGCCUAGGCAUUGUGGAGGACCUGGACCAGUUGACAAAAUUGCCAGCAAGCUCUCGGAAGGCUGGCAGAAGAUCAACAAGUACUUCAGUAGCUAGUUUAUUAUUUCUAAGUUUAUCUUAGAUACCGUGUACUUAAUGCUAUUAUUGCCAAAAAGGUUUUAUUUUAUCCUUUUGAGGUGGUACCUUUACAAUGUUGUUUAUACUUUUAAUAAUAGUACUAAAUUGUGCUGAUUGACUUUUGAUUGUGAUAAUAAUGGUUGACCUUUGAUUGAUAAUGUUAUGUUUAUCGUAACUUGUUGUGUGUUGUCACUAUUAAACCUGUUUUUAUUAAAACUGUUUCUGCAACAAGUGGAUCAUAAUUGUGUGGGAUUUUGUUAUCAAAUAAACCUUUUAAUUAUAAGUUGAAUGAAUGGUACUAUAUAA